Messenger RNA from Coffea arabica (coffee), 591 nucleotides. The record is from RefSeq and is a predicted model, not a curated record. NCBI's taxonomy places the organism in Eukaryota, Viridiplantae, Streptophyta, Magnoliopsida, Gentianales, Rubiaceae.
AUGUCUAGUCAGGAAAUCUCUGGACUUAAGAUUGCUCAGCAUAGUCCAACAUUGUCUCACCUCUUUUUUGCAGAUAAUACAUUGAUUUUCUACAAAGCUAACAAAGAAGAAGCAGAUAAAGUGAUGAAGCUAUGGAAGAUGUAUGGGAAAGCUUUAGGACAAGUUAUAAAUGCUGAGAAGUCAUCUGUAUUUUUUAGUACGAAUACUGGAGAUAAAGUGAAGGUAGAAAUAUUGGAUAUCUUGGGAGGCAUGAAGGAAGCUAGGCAAAGCAAAUAUCUUGGCCUUCCAUUGGUUAUAGGAAGACCAAAAAAACAAGUCUUCAACUACAUUAGGGAGCGUGUCAUCAACAGGAUGUGUGGAUGGAAGGAGAGACUACUGAGUAAUGCUGGUAAAGAGGUCCUUUUAAAAUCUGUGAUUUUAGCUCUACCUGCUUAUGCUAUGAGUUGCUGCAAACUGCCAAAAGGGGAGUAUACUGUGAAAACUGGCUAUGUGGUGGCUAAAGAGUUGCAGAGAAAAGGAAGAAGGGAAAGUCAGCAACAAGGGAGUAGUAGCAGGAAUGAUGCUAAUUCAGGGGUGUGGAGAUUCUUAUGA